Molecule: messenger RNA, 2785 nt
Organism: Betta splendens (Siamese fighting fish)
Lineage: Eukaryota; Metazoa; Chordata; Actinopteri; Anabantiformes; Osphronemidae
Product: extracellular calcium-sensing receptor-like
Exons: 10
Coding region: 1-2598 (865 amino acids)
Biological process (GO): G protein-coupled receptor signaling pathway
Cellular component (GO): membrane
Molecular function (GO): G protein-coupled receptor activity
Source: RefSeq, a predicted model, not a curated record
AUGCUUUGGGGUCUAUUAUGGUUUGGGAUUAUUCCUUGCACCUGCCAGCAAAGCCAACAUUGCGAAUCACUCCCAGGAUCAGAGUCUUUGCCUGUGCUGGAGCGAAAGGGGAACAUCACCUUGGGUGGACUCUUCUCCCUUCAUGACAUGGUUGUGGAGCCCAGUCUAUCUUUUAAAUCUGCGCCUCCACCCACGCAGUGCACCAGAUUUAACUUUCGGUCUUUCCGCUGGAUGCAAACGAUGAUCUUUGCCAUUGAAGAAAUAAACAAGGAAGGCAAACUCCUUCCUAACAUCACACUGGGCUAUAAGAUCUAUGAUUCCUGCAGCACACCCCACCAAGCUCUCAAAGCUGUGAUGGAGCUAAUGGGGCGCGAGAACGGUGCACAUAAGAUGAAUAAAGGCACCUGUCGUGGGUCUGUGGCAGCAGUGGUAGGAGAUGGAGGAUCCACUCAGUCUCUUGUAGUGGCCCGUUUCCUAGGAAUCUUUUAUGUGCCACAGGUGAGUUAUUUCUCCAGCUGUGCGUGUCUCAGCGAUAAAAAACAGUUCCCUGCCUUUUUAAGAACCAUGCCAAGCGACUUCUUUCAGGUGCAUGCACUAGUACAACUUAUCAAGUAUUUUGGUUGGACUUGGGUCGGUGUGGUUGCAGGUGAUGACGCCUACGGCCGUGGUGGCGCCAGUAUCUUUGCUGAUGAGAUAGUAAAGCUAAGUGCCUGCGUUGCCCUUCAUGAGAUUAUCCCUAAGAACCGAGCGCAGGCUGUCAUUUCAUCUGUCAUUUCCAGGAUUCGAACCUCUGGCACUCGGGUGAUUUUAGUGUUUGCUGUGGAACAGGAUGCUGCUGUGUUGUUUGAUGAAGUUCUAAGACAAGGGCUCACUGGGAUCCAGUGGCUGGCCAGCGAAGCAUGGAGCUCAGCUGCCGUACUCUCGACCCCCAAAAAGUACCACAGCAUCCUCCACGGCUCUAUGGGGUUUGCCAUUCGUCAAGCACGCAUGCCAGCGUUGAAAGACUUUCUGCUUCGCUUGCAUCCGUCGAGCCCAGAUGCCAUUGAGGAUCCAUUUCUAAAACCCUUCUGGGAGGAGGUCUUUCAGUGUCGCCUGCUGGCUGAGCGUGAGGAAGGUAACGUUGGGGGUAAACCUCCGUGCUCUGGAGCAGAAGAUUUGGCCAAUGUUACAAAUAUCUAUACAGAUGUGUCACAGCUGAGGAUUUCCUACAACGUCUAUAAAGCUGUUCACGCUGUUGCCCGCGCACUUAAAUCAAUGACAAGCUGUGUGCAGGGAAACGGGCCUUUCUCCUCACAGGCCUGUCCUGAUAUGGGUACUAUACAGACAUGGCAGUUACUUCAUUACAUAAAACAAGUGGAAUACUCAGACUCAUAUGGUGAUGAAGUGAAGUUUGAUGAGAAUGGUGACCCAGCAGCCGUAUAUGAGCUGCUUAAUUGGCAGUUGAGGAAUGGAGAGAUGGAAUAUGUCACUGUUGGCAAAUAUGAGCAGACGGCAACACCUGGAAAGCAAAGACUUCAAAUACAGCAGGAGAUCAUCAUAUGGAACAGCAACCAAACUGAAGUUCCCGUGUCAGUAUGCAGCAGCAUUUGUCCCCCUGGAACCCGGAAGGCAAUCAGGCCUAACGUCUCUGCCUGCUGCCAUGAUUGUGUGGCUUGUGCUGCUGGGGAAGUCAGCAAUCAGACUGAUGCCACAGAGUGUCAGCGGUGCCUGCCCGAGUUCUGGUCCAACAAUGAGAGGACACUCUGUGUCCCCAAACAGGUGGAGUUCCUCUCCUUCAACGACACCAUGGGCAUCACGCUGGUGACAAUUUCCCUCACUGGCUCCAUCUGUACUUGCAUUGUCAUGAUCAUAUUCUCCCAUCACAGAAGCUCUGCUAUUGUCAGGGCCAACAACUCUGAGCUGAGCUUCCUGCUGCUCUUCUCCUUAACUCUUUGCUUCCUGUGUUCCCUGACCUUCAUGGGUCGACCCUCUGAGUGGUCCUGCAUGCUGAGACACACAGCAUUCGGCAUCACCUUUGUUCUCUGUAUGUCAUGCCUCCUGGGGAAGACUAUAGUAGUGCUGAUGGCCUUCAAGACUUCUCUGCCAGGCCGUAAUAUAAUGAAAUGGUUUGGGCCUGCUCAGCAGAAGACAAUGAUUUCAUUGUGUACACUUGUUCAGGUAAUCAUUUGCACAGUGUGGCUGGUUGUCGCUCCCCCAACCCCACAUCGACUGAUGCCACACGAGAGCUCUGUCAUCGUUCUCCUGUGUGACGAAGGCUCACGCACGGCCUUCACUCUGGUCCUGGGCUACAUCGGCGUGCUGGCCUGCCUUUGCCUCCUUUUGGCCUUCAUGGCAAGGAAACUCCCAGGCAACUUCAACGAGGCCAGACUCAUCACGUUCAGCAUGCUGAUUUUUUGCACUGUGUGGGCAGCUUUUGUUCCCGCAUACCUCACCUCUCCAGGAAAGUAUUCGAUAGUCACAGAGGUAUUUGCCAUCUUGGCUUCUAGUUACGGAUUGCUGGGCUGCAUUUUUGCACCAAAGUGCUACGUAAUCCUACUAAAGCCAGAAAAAAACACUAGGAAACACAUGAUGACCAAAGCUACCGCUGACAGAUUUUAGGAUUGUGCUCCCAUUUUGCAUUUUUUAUUUUUUCCUAUUCAAGAGCAAAAUAAGUUAUGAAAGUACAGUGCCUGUAACUAAAUGUGACUAAAUGUAUUUGACCACUAGAUGGUAGUAGUGUGCCGCUAAUUUUUUCUGUAUAUUCAACAUGUCCCAUGAGAAAAUACACGCAUGGCUCACACACACU